AAAUGACUGUACUCUUGAUACUAAAAGACAUUCGUCAAGGUACGAGGCAUGCACGUUUCUUGCUUCAGCAAUCAGCUGACAGUAUUCUCCAGCUUCUUUUUUGCUUCUGAGAUUUCUCUCUCUUUCUUUCUUUUUUCAGUUUUUUUUUUUUCCAGCUGAAACCAAACAAAUUGGACCUCUCAUUCUGAUCUAUCAACAUUACUUUCUGGGAUUUUUUUUGUUAAUCCGCAUAAGAACCCUAAUUACAAAUUUGAUUGCGGAAUUGAAGAAAAGGGAUCUUAAUUGAUUGUCAUCUUUCUGCCGCAAAUGCCGUGGGACAGCUGGUGAGUUUUAUCUUCUUCCACCCUCUUUCUUUUCUUUUUUUUCCUUCAAAUUUUGGCUGGGAAAUUAUAGAUUCUUUUAAGAUUUCGAAUCCGUUUGUUUUUUUUCCCCCUUUUUUGGGUUCUUGGUUGAUUGCAAGUAUUGAAGAUUGACUCCCUAAAAUUGCUGUUGCUACAGGAAUGCUUGCUACUUGUGAGUGCCCAGUUUUAUAAGUUUAGAACCCAGAAACUUUGAUGAAAAUCUGGUUUGGAUCAAAUCAAGAAAAGGGGCAGCCAUGAAUUCAGCUUCAUCCAGAGAGAAUCCCCAAAAAAUGGCCUAUCCUAAAACUCUUGCUUCAAUUAUGGCUUCAGCUGGAGGGCUUGCAAUGUUCUUAAUUAUUGCUUCAUUGCUUUUAAUCUCGCACCCAAUUGGUUCCACUGUUAGUAGCUAUUUUUAUGGGGUAGAUCGUACAGGAAAAGUUGAUCUUUUUGUUACUAGGAAUAGAACAACAGUUUCUGAGCCAUCUCAGAUUAAUGUUAGUGGGAAUAGUAAUGAAAGUUCAUCCGAGCUUUUUCUUGAAAGAGGAGCUAAGCAAUCAAUGGAUGGCAGUAAGAAUGAUGAACCUAGGCAAUCAAUGGAUGGUAGUAAGAAUGCUGAAACAGUCGACCGCAAAUCUACAGCUUUGGAUGUAUUGGACGGUACCAAAGUGCAGAGGAACAACAGAACAGAGGCUAAUUUGGCGAAUUCAGGUUGUGAUCUUUACCAGGGACAAUGGGUUUACGAUUCAACUGGACCCCUAUAUGCGAGUGAUUCUUGCCCCGUGCUGUCACAGAUGCAGAAUUGUCAGUCAAAUGGAAGGCCCGACAAAGAAUAUCAGAAUUGGCGCUGGAAACCUGCACAGUGUGACCUUCCUCGGUUUGAUGCUAAGAGGUUUUUGGAAUUGAUGAGAGGAAAGACUUUAGCUUUUAUUGGUGAUUCUGUGGCUCGCAAUCAAAUGGAAUCCUUGUUGUGCAUUCUUUGGCAGGUUGAAGAACCAAAGAACCGCGGGAAUAAGAAAAUGCAACGGUAUUACUUCAGAUCAACAUCCACAAUGAUUGUCCGGAUUUGGUCUUCCUGGCUAGUGCACCAAACAUCUGAGCCAUUUGGAUUUGCUCCUGCUGGGGUGGACAAGCUCUUCCUUGACUCUCCUGAUGAGCGGUUGAUGGAACAUAUUCCAACUUUCGAUGUAGUUGUUCUCUCCUCAGGGCAUUGGUUCGCAAAGCAGUCAGUAUAUAUCCUUAACAAUGAGAUUGUUGGAGGCCAACUUUGGUGGCCUGACAAGACCAAAGAAAUGAAGAUUAACAACAUUGAGGCUUUUGGGAUUUCGGUCGAGACCAUAAUGAAUGCAAUGGUUCAGCAUCCGAAUUACACUGGUGUUACAAUCUUGCGUUCUUAUUCGCCUGACCACUAUGAAGGAGGAGCUUGGAAUACAGGAGGAUCAUGCACAGGAAAGGAAAAGCCUCUUCUUGAUAGUGAACUAGUCGAGAAUGGGUUUACCAACAUAAUGCAUGAGAAACAGGUGACAGGAUUCAACAAAGGUAUCAAAAACCAGACAAACAAGUCAAAAGCCAUAUUAAUGGAUAUAACAAAAGUCUUCAGCUACCGGCACGAUGGGCAUCCGGGUCCUUAUCGGAGCACUGAUCCUAACAAGGUUGUGAAACGAGGUCCGGAUGGUAGGCCUCCGCCCCAGGACUGCUUGCACUGGUGCAUGCCAGGUCCAGUUGAUGUAUGGAAUGAAAUUGUAUUGGAGAUCAUAAAAAGAGAAUAUGAGUCCAGAUUGAAAGGUCCUUCAUGAGGAAUUUCUUAGCGGCAAUCUUCCACAUCUUCUUAUCAGAUCCUGAGCUCAUCUCUUUGAACUGAUGUUCUUCACACGCCAUUUUUUUUUUUUGUCACAACUUGUUGUAGUAAGUUAUAUAACUAGAGUACUAGACGCAACGGUUAAUGAACUAUUCUUUUUAGGCAACAAUAUACAUACAUACAUAACUGUAACAGACUCGGUAUUGUCCGAGCAUAUGUAAUAGGCUUGAGAUUGUAGAUUACUUUUCAAUAGUGAGUUGUAAUCAGACCUGACCAAGGUUUUGGUCCAGGUGUCGAAACUGAAAUGGCAGAUUCUGGUUUUAAACCAUUACUACAUCAAAAGGCAACAACUAAAAUUGAAAUCUAUUUUUGGGCGGGUUAAACUUUCUCAUAUUACCAUUUUCGUCCCAUAAUAAGAG
This is a messenger RNA of Oldenlandia corymbosa var. corymbosa, 2555 nucleotides long. The record is from the annotation of a GenBank genome assembly. Lineage: Eukaryota; Viridiplantae; Streptophyta; Magnoliopsida; Gentianales; Rubiaceae.